Molecule: messenger RNA, 3167 nt
Organism: Anguilla rostrata (American eel)
Lineage: Eukaryota; Metazoa; Chordata; Actinopteri; Anguilliformes; Anguillidae
Gene: gpt
Product: glutamic--pyruvic transaminase
Exons: 11
Coding region: 101-1768 (555 amino acids)
Biological process (GO): biosynthetic process
Molecular function (GO): L-alanine:2-oxoglutarate transaminase activity; pyridoxal phosphate binding
Source: RefSeq, a predicted model, not a curated record
UUAGCCGUAUCCUGGAGUUGCAAAACACUAGGCUGGCUGGCUAUUGCUUUCGCUUUACAUUUUUGUUUCUCCGAACUUCGCUCCAACUUCGAGCGCACAAAUGCUGCCACUCCGAAGCGCGCUUGCUGGCCUGCUGCGACAGGAAGACCUGGGUGGCUGUGCGCUUGUUUCUGCUUUUUGGCUUCACAAGUCCGCUGGCCGUGUGAUGCUCAACCCACUUCGACUCUCCCCCCUCUCCUUCUCCCGCAGAACUGUUUGCGGGCUAUCCGCUACAAGGUGCGGACUCAUUCAACGGAAGAUGACCGAGAACGGCGUGACUUCCCGACGAGGGAAGGUGCUGACCAUAGACACUAUAAACCCCAGUGUCAAAAAGGUUGAAUACGCAGUGAGGGGUCCAAUCGUGCAACGUGCGGUGCAGAUCGAGAAAGAACUCAAAGAGGGAGCUAAAAAGCCUUUCACAGAGGUUAUCAAGGCUAACAUUGGUGAUGCUCAUGCAAUGGGCCAGCAGCCAAUUACCUUCUUCCGACAGGUGUUAGCACUAUGCUCCUAUCCAGCACUCCUGGAUGACCCCAGUUUUCCAGAAGAUGCUAAAAGUCGGGCACGUCGAAUCCUCCAGUCCUGUGGAGGUAGAAGCAUUGGGGCCUACAGUGCCAGUCAGGGUAUCGACUGUGUGCGCCAAGAUGUCGCUCGCUACAUUGAGCGACGGGACGGUGGUAUCGCCAGUAACCCUGACAACAUCUACCUGACCACCGGGGCCAGCGAUGGUAUUGUGACAAUACUGAAGCUGCUGGUGUGCGGGGAGGGUCGGACGCGCACGGGGGUGAUGAUCCCCAUCCCGCAGUACCCCCUGUACUCGGCGGCACUGAUGGAGCUGGACGCCACGCAGAUCAGCUACUACCUGAACGAGGACAGCUGCUGGAGCCUGGACAUCAGCGAGCUGCGGCGCUCCCUGGCUGCCGCUCGGCAGCACUGCAACCCCCGCGCCCUCUGCAUCAUCAACCCCGGCAACCCCACCGGUCAGGUCCAGAGCAGGCAGUGCAUUGAGGAUGUGAUCCAAUUUGCCGCUGAGGAACACCUCGUCCUCAUGGCUGAUGAGGUGUACCAGGAUAACGUGUAUGCAGAUGGCUGCCAGUUUCACUCUUUUAAGAAGGUCCUGUUUGACAUGGGGCCGGAGUACUCCAACACUGUGGAGCUGGUGUCCUUUCACUCCACAUCCAAGUGCUACAUGGGAGAGUGUGGCUUCCGCGGAGGCUACAUGGAGGUGAUCAACAUGGACCCGGCUGUGAAGGAGCAGCUCACCAAACUGGUGUCGGUCCGCCUGUGCCCCCCCGUCACAGGUCAGGCUCUCAUGGACCUGGUGGUGAAUCCGCCCCAACCUGGCGAGCCAUCCUACACCACCUUCCUCAAGGAACGCAGUGCCACCCUCAAUGUCCUAGCGGAGAAGGCCAAGCUCACAGAGAAGAUCCUCAACACAGUCCCCGGGAUCACCUGCAACCCUGUACAGGGGGCCAUGUACUCCUUUCCCAAAAUAUCCAUCCCCGAGCGCGCCGUCCAAGAGGCUAAGGAAAAGGGUGUGGCCCCCGACAUGCUGUACUGUAUGAAGCUCCUGGAGGAGACUGGAAUUUGCCUGGUCCCAGGAAGUGGGUUUGGACAGAGAGACGGAACCUACCACUUCAGAAUGACCAUCUUACCACCGACUGACAAGCUGAAGGUCUUGCUGGACAAGGUGAAGGAAUUCCACCAGCACUUUACCCAGCAGUACUCUUAACACCCUCUGUCACCCAACUCCCACAGUCCUACCACAUGUGUGUGUGUGCGUGUGUGUGCGUGUGUGUGUGUGUGUGUGUGUGUGAGAGAGAGAGAGAGCGAGAGAGAGAGAGGCAGGGAUCAAGGGAGAGGGAGAAAGAGGGAGGUGGUGAGGGUGGAAGAGGGGGAUAAAAGAGAUUGAGCGGCAAGCACUGAACCAGGAUCAGCCAGGCCUUCACCAAGUGCCUUCCCAGACAGUGACCAACACAAGGCUGAAACCUCCAUUUGUCUGGAAUUAUAUGAAGUACCUUUGAGAGAGAGAGUGAGAGAGAAAGCAAUAAGAUUGUGUUUGUCUGUAUGCAAGGGACACAUUUGUAGACAAAUACACAACACAGUCACACUGACGAACAUAUGCAUGCAUUCUUAGCUAUAUCAGCCCUGCCAUCCUAAACUUUGAAAGAGCAAAAAAAAAAAAAAACAGCUGUUGUUCAGCAAUUCCAAUGUGCCUUUUGAUCUCUUCAACCCCCACCCCAAACCCCAACCCCAACCCCCGCUCCCAAUCCACCCCCAGGACCAGAACGGUUUUUUAAAAAAACCACGCCUUAUACCUCAGUCUCUGUCCUGCCUCUGAACACACUUUAGAUGAGUAGAGAAAGCAUUAUAAUGCAUCAGGGUUGUCAUGGAAACUUUGUAGGAGGAGUGUAUAAGCAGGAGACAAAUGCCAUGUCAGUCUGAUCCACAGUUAUGUUACUACAAGAUAGGAAACCAAGAGCAAUGGUUCUGUUAUCACAGAUCAUCUCAGCAACAAUUAUCUAAUAAUAAUAAUAAUAAUAGUAUUUUAAAGCUAAUUUUGUCGAAGUGUUUAGCAGUUUUUUUGUAAAGUUAAACUGCACUUUUUAACCUUUAAGACAAGCCAUUGAAAAAAGAAGCGUAGGUGAGUUCAUAGCAAUAUUUUAUUUUUACAGUACACUACAUUCCACUCAGGAUAAAACCUAUAAUAAUUCAACCUCAUUUUUGGAUGGGUCCUUGGAAUGAACUUUGAGCUAACACGUGAGAAAGUUUUAUAUUGCAUUGAUAUUGUAAUGCUAUAAGGGGUGUGUACUGGCAUGCAUACAAGGACACCUACUCGUGCUUGAAAGGGACUGAUAUGACUACACAACCUGGCUACAUGAACUGGAAGUGAUUGGAGUAACUGUCUAAUUGCGGUGUGUGUUGUGAACUUGUGACUUGUGACACCCACUGCAGCGGUUUUCAAUCAACAAAUAUUGAUUUCAAUGAGUGUACAAAUAAUGUAACAUAAAUCAUCAGAUUAUUAUUGUCUUCAUUUUUUAUUUAAUCAUUCAAAUCUGCCAAUAUCCUGUGACUGACAGCAACGGACGUGCUCUGUUUUGUAAUUCAAAUAAACCAAAGUAUCAAAGUCA